AUGAUUCCAUCCAUUCCUCGCCUCGAAGACUACGAUGUCUCUGAGCAUUAUGGCUUCCUUCCCUCAGAGUACCCACUCGAAGUGCUUCCCGACACAUACUAUAGACCAUGGGAGGCCAUUGUCAGAAACCUCCAAGGUUUGAUUCUGGGCAAGAGACUGCGAGGCGUUGUCGACAGCCUUCCUGUCUUGUCCACUGAAUAUCUUCGCUCAGAUGCCGAAUGGCGCCGCGCAUAUAUGAUGCUCGGAUUCAUCUCACACGCUUACAUCUGGAAUGGAGACCGACCGAAGGAGCGAGUCCCUCCCAGCAUUUCAAUUCCCUUUACAGCUGCUUGUAAGCAUCUGGAAUUACCCACUGUCGCCACAUACGCCGGAGUCGUGCUAUGGAACUACCGACCACUAUUCGACGAUGAGGGUAUUGAUUCUCUUGACAACUUGUCUACUCUCAUGACUUUCACUGGCUCGCUGGACGAGUCGUGGUUCUACCUCGUUUCAGUGGCCAUUGAAGCUCGCGGUGCUCCCAUAAUUCCCCUCAUGCUGCACGCUGUCGAAGCUGCUCGUCGAGGCGACAAAUUGAGAGUCACUGAAUGCUUGCGCUCAUUCGCCGAGCGCUUGGACGAACUCUCUUCUAUGCUAGUACGCAUGUACGAGAACUGCGACCCACAUGUCUUCUACCACCGCAUCCGACCUUUCCUAGCCGGCAGCAAGAACAUGCACGAGGCUGGCUUGCCAAACGGCGUCAUUUUUGAUACAGACAGCAAAGACGACACCUUUGUUCAGUACAGCGGCGGCAGCAAUGCCCAGUCCUCAAUCAUUCAAUUCUUCGACCUGGUCCUCGGCGUCGAGCACCGUCCUACCGGCAGCAAGCCUCAAGACAUGCCAGCAGCGACUGUCCAGCAAGGACCCUCGGCAAACUUCAUCCAUGACAUGCGCACAUAUAUGCCUGGUCCCCACGCCCGCUUCCUCGAGCACGUAGGCACAGUCUCCAACAUCCGCUCUUUUGUCACCACAAACCGUCAUGAUCGUGCUCUCGCCGGCGCCUUUGACGCCUGUCUAGCCAUGCUGAGAAACUUCCGCGACAAGCACAUUCAAAUGGUAUCUCGCUACAUCAUUGUCCCCUCUCGCGAAUCCCGCAACAGCAAUGCGCGUUCUCUCUCACCCACAAAGAGAAAAGACUCGGCCUCGCCACAGCAACUCAACAUUGCAGCUGCCAGCUCCGACAGCAAAGACAAGAAAAAUCUCAGGGGUACGGGCGGCACGGCUCUGAUUCCGUUCUUGAAGCAGUGUAGAGAUGAGACUGGCGAGCCUGCUAUCGAUGCUUGGGCUAGACGGUUGUUGAACAAUGGACCUGGCGCUGCUGAACUCGGUGGCGCUAGGAUGGGAAAGCUGGGCGAACAUGCUUCUGGCGAGACUGCGGUGGUUGGUCUUGCUGGUGUGUGGAGUGUUGAUGAUUCCGAUGGAGGUAUUUGCCAUUGGUAA
Aureobasidium uvarum is the source of this 1476-nucleotide messenger RNA. The record is from the annotation of a GenBank genome assembly. NCBI's taxonomy places the organism in Eukaryota, Fungi, Ascomycota, Dothideomycetes, Dothideales, Saccotheciaceae.